GCGGGACGGUGGGAGCUGUCGGGGCGGUGCGGAGCGGGGCGGUGCGCGGAGGGGCGCGCAGGGAGCGGCGGGGGCGGCGCGGCAGGCGCGGAAGAUGGCGGCGGGCAGGCGCGCCCCGCGCAGCGGGCUGCUGGAGCUGCGCGGCCCCGGCGGGCAAUGGCUCCGCGUCCUGCUCACCCUGGCCGAAGACGUGCUGGGGGUGAGCCCUGCUGAUAGCCCCGGUCCCGGGGAGGCCCCGGCGGCGCAGCUGAACGGCGGCGAACCGGGCUCCGCCGUGCCCGAGGCGCUCGCCAACAUCAGGCGCACCGUGCGGGUGGUGAAGCAGGACGUUGGGGGGCUCGGCAUCAGCAUCAAAGGUGGCAGGGAGAACAAAAUGCCCAUCUUGAUCUCCAAGAUAUUCAAGGGGCUGGCAGCGGAUCAGACCGAGGCGCUCUACGUGGGGGACGCCAUCCUCGCCGUCAACGGCACCGACCUCUCCGAGGCGACGCACGAUGAGGCCGUGCAGGCCUUGAAGAAGACAGGCAAGGAGGUGGUCUUGGAAGUGAAGUACAUGAAGGAGAUCUCUCCCUACUUCAAGAACUCCUCCACGGGGGCGACGGUCAGCUGGGACCCCUCGCCCACGGCCCUGCAGAAGCGGUCUUCUCCCUUGCUGCCCCCUCGGGAGCUGCGGGAGGGCAGGACCCUGCCCCUCAAGAUGUGCUACGUGUCCCGCAAGUGCCUCCCCGCCGACCCGGAGCACAGGUACCUGGAGGUGUGCUCGGCGGACGGGCGCGUCGCCCUCUUCCUGCGGGCGAAGGACGAGGCGACGGCGCAGUCGUGGCUCGGCGCCAUCCAGGCCAACGCGGGCGCGCUGCUGCCUCGGGUGAAGGAGGAGCUGCGAGCCCAGCUGCCAGGUGCCAGCGGGGUGGCUGGAAGGGACAUCAAGCAUGUGGGCUGGCUGACCGAGCAGGUACUCCACGUCCCCCCAGCACCCCGUGCCGCCGUGCUCGCUGGUGGUCCUGACCCCGUCCCCUUGCAGCUCCCUAAUGCUGGCACCAGGAACCUCUUGGCUGUCCUGACCGAGAAGGAGCUGCUGCUGUACAGCAGCUUGCCGCAGACCCGCGACGCCCUGGGCAAGCCCACGCACAACUACCCCCUCAUUGCCACCAGGCUGGUGCACUCGGGGCCGGCCAAGGGCUCCGCGCUGUACGAGGCGGAGCUGUCGUUCGCGCUGCGCAGCGGCAGCCGGCUGGGCGUGCAGAGCCACCUGUUCAGCCUGGAGAGCCCCCGCGACCUGGCGCUGUGGACGCGGCUGCUGGUGGACGGAACCCACGGAGCUGCUGAGCUGGUCCAGGAGGUCUCGACAGCUUGCACGUGGAAGGGGCAGGACUGCACUCUGUCCAUCCACAUCGACAAGGGCUUCACCAUCUCCACCACGGAGCCUGGGCUCAGCAAGACCAUCCUGCUCCAACAGCCUUUCGAGAAGCUCCAGAUGUCCUCUGAUGAUGGCACCAAGAUGCUCUACCUGGACUUUGGUGGCCCAGAGGGAGAGAUUCAAUUGGACCUUCACUCUUGCCCCAAAACCAUCGUCUUCAUCAUCCACUCCUUCCUCUCAGCCAAGGUGACCCGGCUGGGGCUGCUGGCAUGAAGGAGUGGAGCACCGGGCAGAGCAGCCCCAGCCCCACCGAUCUAUGCACCUCCCUCCAGGCCAUCCCAGCCGCAAGCCAGCCCAAGGAGCCCGGAGCUCAUGUGGGGUCACACCAUCCCCUACCAAGGAAAAGCACCAUCCAGUUGGGACAAAACCCCACUCCAGGGCAACAGUGGGGUGAAAUCCCUCUGGGAUGGUAGCACCAGGACUUCUCUGGUUCCUCCUUCUGCUCCUUUCUCCAACCCCGACGCUCGGCGGUGGCUGGAGAGGCCGGGAGGGAGCCCGUGCAGGGUGACAGUGUGGUCCUCACCCCAGUGCCUUUGUGAGAUGAUAUUUUCUGUACAAAUCACAGCUUUCUAUCAAGGGUUUAUAUUUAUAUCACCCAGUUCAACAUGCUGGGGCUUGGACCCCCGCCCAGGAGGGUGCCCAGGUCCUGCAGCGCAAGGAUGUGUUUGUGUGUUCCCUCCCCUCCGCCACCACCAGAUGGACAACCCCAAGGGCUGCAGGCUGAAGGCAGCUCCGUGGUGCUCGAGAGGUGCGAGCUGCAGAUAGAUCUGUUGGCCAAAUUUUGUUUCUCUUCCAGCCUCUGCCAAAUCAGAAACCACUUUUCUGGGUCAGAGUUUGCUUUGUUUGGCUGACUCCUGGGUCACUUUGUUCCUUGGUUUAGGGGGAGGGUUGUCAAAGUGGCUGCGGGGAAACAACUUUGAUGAAAGGAAAGAUUCUGCAUGAAAACAGCUAUU
Messenger RNA from Dryobates pubescens (Downy woodpecker), 2367 nucleotides. It is a transcript of the gene SNTA1, whose product is annotated as syntrophin alpha 1. Bases 95 to 1627 code for a protein of 510 amino acids. Gene Ontology annotation, cellular component: intracellular anatomical structure; neuromuscular junction; dystrophin-associated glycoprotein complex. Gene Ontology annotation, molecular function: protein binding; structural molecule activity. The record is from RefSeq and is a predicted model, not a curated record. The transcript has 7 exons. NCBI's taxonomy places the organism in Eukaryota, Metazoa, Chordata, Aves, Piciformes, Picidae.